GGAAAAAUGAGCCGAGCGGUUCGCGGAUGACGUGGUGGUCCACGCACUAAUUUCCCACCUUUUUGCGCUUCCUCAUAUCCAACCCCGAAAAUCACUUCGGAGCUUCGCCUCACCAGUACGAAGGUUUCGCUGAUGCGGAAUUUCCGACGAAGAUGAUGAUAUGAGCGCUCCGAUCGCCAUUUCCGAGGGUCUCGAUAGCCGCAUGUGGGGAUCGUCGUCGUCGAGUGUGUUGAGGAGGCAACUCUUUUUGAUUCGAUCGUUGGGAGGGUUCCGCCACAAGGCGCAAAUGGCGGGGAGAGGGGCAUCUCCUACGUUGGAGGCCGAUGCGGAGGGUGUUAUCCGAAGAAUCACCCCGGUUUUGGAUCCAAUUAGGUACAAAGGACAAGCAGGCAAGAUAGCAGUUAUCGGUGGAUGCCGUGAAUACACGGGUGCUCCAUAUUUUGCUGCAAUAUCAGCCCUAAAAAUUGGUGCUGAUUUGUCACAUGUAUUUUGCACAAAAGAUGCUGCGACAGUAAUAAAAAGUUACAGCCCUGAGCUGAUUGUACACCCUAUACUGGAAGAGUCAUACAGCAUAAGGGAUGACGAGAAAGCAUCAGUUUCCACUAAAAUUCUGGCGGAAGUUGCAAAGUGGAUGGAGCGAUUUGAUUGCAUUAUUGUUGGUCCAGGUCUUGGGCGGGACCCGUUUCUUCUGAAUUGUGUAGGUGACAUCAUGAGGCAUGCAACGCAGUCGAACGUCCCAAUCGUUGUUGAUGGAGAUGGUCUUUUUCUUGUCACGAACAACCUCGAUCUUGUAAAGGACAACUCUCUCGCUGUCUUGACACCCAAUAUAAAUGAGUAUAAGCGCCUUGUUGACAAGGUUUUGAACUGUGAGGUAAAUGAUCAAGAUGGUUCUGAACAACUACUGCAGCUUGCUAAGAGAAUUGGAGGAGUAACAAUUCUUCGUAAAGGGAAAGCUGAUCUUAUUAGUGAUGGCAAAACAGUCUCUCGGGUCAGCACUUAUGGAUCCCCUCGGCGUUGCGGUGGUCAAGGCGAUAUCCUUUCUGGAAGUGUUGCGGUAUUUUCAUCAUGGGCACGCCAUCAUCUAUUGUCAAACAAACAACCCACUGAAAGGAGUCCAAAUCCAAUGAUACUUGGGUGCAUAGCUGGUUCACUACUGUUGAGGAGAGCUGCAGCGCUCGCUUUCGAGAACAAGAAACGAGCAACUUUAACCACAGAUAUUAUUGAGUGCUUAGGAAAGAGCUUGGAGGACAUAUGCCCUGCUGUGUAAUGAUGCCUUUUUUCAAAAUUUCAGAUGACCUCCAACAGUAAAACUUGAAUUCUCUCUUGGAAUGCCACUUUAGAACAUCUUUGUUAUGAUCUUAUCUUACACUUACCUGGUACGAAUGGACGUACUGUUACCACAAAGAGACACAUGCCUUGUCAAAAUAAAGUACUAAAAAAUUUUAUCUGAUUACACCUUGCUAAAGAUAUAGUACAAUCACGUUGCCUGUUUGAAUGUC
Molecule: messenger RNA, 1499 nt
Organism: Ananas comosus (pineapple)
Lineage: Eukaryota; Viridiplantae; Streptophyta; Magnoliopsida; Poales; Bromeliaceae
Product: ATP-dependent (S)-NAD(P)H-hydrate dehydratase
Exons: 12
Coding region: 161-1267 (368 amino acids)
Biological process (GO): metabolite repair
Molecular function (GO): ATP-dependent NAD(P)H-hydrate dehydratase activity
Source: RefSeq, a predicted model, not a curated record